Messenger RNA from Anopheles funestus (African malaria mosquito), 3457 nucleotides. RefSeq names its product protein shuttle craft (gene stc). Gene Ontology annotation, biological process: negative regulation of transcription by RNA polymerase II. The transcript is spliced from 4 exons. The record is from RefSeq and is a predicted model, not a curated record. Gene Ontology annotation, molecular function: DNA-binding transcription factor activity, RNA polymerase II-specific; zinc ion binding; RNA polymerase II transcription regulatory region sequence-specific DNA binding. Gene Ontology annotation, cellular component: nucleus. The coding region runs from base 228 to 3203 and encodes 991 amino acids. Lineage: Eukaryota; Metazoa; Arthropoda; Insecta; Diptera; Culicidae.
UGACAGCACGUCCAAUUUCUUCGGAUCCUUGCGUGCCAGUGGUGUUUUCCCGUGUGCAUUGUGAUUGAUUUUGUACUUUAUUAUUUAAUUUACACAGAAAGUUAGAAAGUUUCUUUAUUUGCUAGUCAUUCGCUGCCUAGACGCGUAAUUGUCUGUGUAAAACCAACCGUCUGGUAGCAAGCUUUGCCGGCUCGCGGGCGCCCGAGGGUAUACACCUCGCGGCCACCAUGGCAACGAGCGAUGGAAGUGCGGCUGCGGGCAGCAGUGGCAGCAGCAGCUUCGAUGACUUCAUCUCCCAGUUCAAUGCUCGGGUCCAAAUACAGCAGCAACUGCAAUACCUCCGAUCGAAUCCCACCACUACCAAUACCAACCAGCUGCAGGAACCGCAACAACCAACAACGUUUCAGUAUUAUGGCUUUACCUCCAAUUUGACCCCAACUGCAGCCGAGUUUAUCCCUCGCAAGUACCAAACGGAGGCGAACGAUGGCGUACCACAAACGAACGUUUCGAUGGCAACCACCACACUAGCGUCGGCUGCUGAGAUGGAUGACGAUGAUGAUGCAGAUGAUAGGGAAAAUAUACGUGCAGGAUCGUCGAAUCACUACGGUGCCGGAAGAUCUGCAAGCCGUCCGCGUAGAAACGAAACCCUGAAACCACGCAACGGUUGGCAUACGAGAGACGACCGUCCCGUGGCUCGUCAGGGAAAGUGGAAAUCCAACCAAUCUACUGCCGGUAGUGGAAGGCUUCGGGUGCACGAGGAUGAUUAUGCGGGCGAUUGUCCUCCUUCACGCAAUGGUGAAAACUCUUCACGACGUGCCGGAGCAAGACAGUGGGGUAAUCGUACGAUACAAACCGAAACCGACGAACGGCGUUCGAAUGGUUCAUCGUCGAAAACGGAAGCUAAACCACCGCCACCGGAAUCACCAACAAUAAAGCCACUGUCGAAGUGUUCCCAGCGCGAAAAGCUUAUGCGCGAGAUCGAAUGCUAUCGGCUGGAGUGUUUAGUGUGCUGUGAAAUAGUCAAACCGAUGCAAUCGAUCUGGUCGUGUGGGAACUGCUACCACAUACUGCAUCUUGCUUGCGUUACCAAGUGGGCCACGAGUUCACAGGCAGAGGAUGGAUCUGGAUGGCGCUGUCCGGCCUGCCAGCACGUCACGAAGAAGAUUCCACGGGAGUACUUUUGUUUCUGCGGCAAGAAGAAAAAUCCCACGUACAAUCGGGAAGAUUUAGCACACACCUGUGGGGAACUGUGCGGACGCCGUGAGCUUUGUGAGCACGCGUGCACACUGUUAUGCCAUCCCGGACCGUGCCCACCGUGUCAGGCAUCGGUACAGCGUAUGUGCGGUUGUGGACGAUUGGCAAAAUUGGUCCAGUGCUGUAUGAAGGAGGAGCUGCUGUGUGAUUCCGUGUGCGACAAACCACUGAACUGUGCGCUUCAUCGUUGCGUGAAACGCUGCCACGCAGCAGCGUGCGAAGUGUGUGCGGAACAGGUCCAACAUAACUGUCACUGCGGCAAAAGUGAACGGAUGGUCGUAUGUAGUGUGGAAAAUCUGGAACAGAUGAACUAUGGAUGUGGGAAAACGUGUGGCCUUCCGUUGGACUGUGGGAACCAUCAGUGCCAACGGUUGUGUCACGAGGGUGAGUGUGAUCCGUGUGCCGAUGCGCCCGAGCGCGUCCUCAGUUGUCCUUGCGGACGGGAAGUGAUCGAACCGGGUAGCCGCAAAUCGUGCCUCGAUCCCAUACCAACCUGUGCCGGCAGCUGUGGCCGUAAGCUGGCGUGCGGUCCACCCGGUGCCAACCAUUGCUGCGAGGCGCAGUGUCAUCGGGGCGAUUGUCCAACAUGCAAAAAGUCGACCACCGUGAAGUGCCGCUGCGGAAACAUGGAUCAGCCGAUGAAGUGCAAAGACCUGACGACACGUGCCGACGAUGCCCGGUGCAAGAAGCGCUGUGUACGAAGGCGCAGCUGCGCGAAGCACAAAUGUAAUCAGGUGUGCUGUAUCGAUAUUGAUCACAUCUGUCCGAAAACCUGCUCGUUGCCGCUGUCCUGUGGACGCCAUCGCUGUGAUAAACCGUGCCACAAGGGUAACUGUCGGCCUUGUCAUCGCGUUUCGUUCGACGAGCUGACCUGCGACUGUGGCGCUAACAUAAUCUAUCCGCCCGUACCUUGCGGGACGAAAAAACCGGCCUGCGAACGGCCUUGCAAUCGGAGGCAUGCGUGCGACCAUCCGGCCCUGCACAAUUGUCACGCCGAACCGGAAUGUCCACCGUGCGUCGUGCUGACGACGAAGUCAUGUUACGGUAAGCACGAACAGCGUAAAACCAUCCCGUGCUAUCAGGAAUCGUUUAGCUGCGGUAUGCCUUGCGGGAAACCGCUCGCCUGCGGUCGACACAAAUGUAUCCGAGCAUGCCAUGAAGAUGAAUGCAUGCAGGAGGGAACCGUUUGCAAACAGAACUGUACGAAAACGCGGGAAGCGUGCGUGCACGCGUGUAAUGCACCUUGCCACGAGGACGAAUGUCCCGAUGUUCCGUGCAAGAUUGUGGUGGAGGUGACCUGCGACUGUGGCAACCGUAAGCAGCAACGGACGUGUCACGAUUUCUCCAAAGAGUACCGUCGCAUAGCAACGUCGCAGCUUGCCUCGUCCGUGCAGGAAAUGCAACGUGGCGGAUCGGUCGAACUGAGCGACAUUUUGGGACCCAUUCGACCGAAAAAUAAUAAAACACUCGAGUGUAAUGAAGAAUGCAGACUGCUGGAGCGUAACCGCCGCAUUGCGAUAGCGCUACAGACACGCAAUCCCGAUCUACCGUCAAAGUUGCAACCGAAUUACUCCGAAACGUUGCGUGCGUAUGCAAAGAAAGAUCCCGCCCUGGUGCAGAUGAUACACGAAAAGCUAACCGAGCUGGUGAAGCUUGCGAAGGAAAGCAAACAAAAGUCACGCUCCUACUCGUUCCCGGUGAUGAACCGCGAGAAGCGUGCCGUGGUGCACGAAAUGUGUCACAUGUUUGGUGUGGAAUCGGUUGCAUACGAUGCGGAACCGAAUCGGAACGUCGUCGCAACGGCGGAUCGCUUUACGUCGUGGUUACCGAGCAUGAGCCUGAUGGAGGUACUGCAGCGAGAAAAUGGCCAGCGCCGUAUCAUCGUACCGAGUCUGAAUGCAUGGGGUAGAACAAACUACGCUGGGGCAGCAAGUUCGAGCAGCAAAUGAACGGGAAAAGAUAGUUUCACUCGUCCUGUAACGAGAAAUAACGUUCGUUGUCUUAUUCUUUUAUUUGAAAUUGUUUUUAAUUUUCUUUUUUUGCUAAAUAUUGCUUUAACGAAUUUAUUACUUGCUUUUAAGGAGGUCAGCUGUCCAUUGUGUAAUUCUUAGUUUUUUCUAAUUGUAAUCGUAUAUGUAAUUUAUUAAAUGCCAAUAAAUCAAGUCAGUCCAGUGAGUGGAACAUGACACAAGGCACACAAGGA